Messenger RNA from Acytostelium subglobosum LB1, 639 nucleotides. RefSeq lists its product as hypothetical. Gene Ontology annotation, cellular component: cyclin/CDK positive transcription elongation factor complex; nucleus. The transcript is spliced from 3 exons. Gene Ontology annotation, biological process: transcription elongation by RNA polymerase II; positive regulation of transcription elongation by RNA polymerase II; protein phosphorylation. Gene Ontology annotation, molecular function: cyclin-dependent protein serine/threonine kinase activity; RNA polymerase II CTD heptapeptide repeat kinase activity; ATP binding. Lineage: Eukaryota; Evosea; Eumycetozoa; Acytosteliales; Acytosteliaceae. The coding region runs from base 1 to 639 and encodes 212 amino acids. The record is from RefSeq and is a predicted model, not a curated record.
AUGCCUUCUCCCAGCACUCCAUCCAGCACCGGCAACAGCAGCAGCAGCAGCGGCAACAGCGCUCUCUUCCUGAGCACAGCAAUCAACCGCUCCUACCACGUCGUAGCCAAGAUUGGCGAGGGUAUCUCAGGCUCUGUCUACAAGGCCAUCAAAAUUGGAACCAAUGAGAUGGUGGCCCUGAAGAACUUCAAGGGCGGAAGCGACGGCGAGCGCGCCUCGCGCGAGGAGGGCACCCUGCUCCUAGAGCUAAAGCACAUCCCUCACAUCACACCCGUACUCGACAUCAUCUCCACGCCCUCCGAGUACAACAUCGUGUUCCCGUACUUUGAACACGACCUCUCCGGCCUACUCAGCGAGCACCGUCUGACCCUCUCGCAGGCCAAGUGCUACUUCCAGCAGCUGGUCCAAGGCAUCUCCGAGAUACACAAGAACGGAGUCAUGCACCGUGACAUCAAAGCCGCCAACAUCUUAGUUAACAAUAAAGGAUCAUUGUUUAUUGGUGAUCUGGGCACAGCUACUUCGUACGUGAAGCGCUCUGUGUUCUCCAGUAAGGUCGUCACGCUCUGGUACCGCGCACCGGAGCUCCUGCUCGGCGCCACCAGUUACGGCCCCGAGGUCGACAUGUGGUCCAUUGGGUAA